Messenger RNA from Spizellomyces punctatus DAOM BR117, 1758 nucleotides. Its product is annotated as AGC/RSK/RSKP70 protein kinase. The transcript is spliced from 2 exons. The coding region runs from base 212 to 1636 and encodes 474 amino acids. NCBI's taxonomy places the organism in Eukaryota, Fungi, Chytridiomycota, Chytridiomycetes, Spizellomycetales, Spizellomycetaceae. The record is from RefSeq and is a predicted model, not a curated record. Gene Ontology annotation, molecular function: ATP binding; protein serine/threonine kinase activity. Gene Ontology annotation, biological process: protein phosphorylation.
UCCUUCUGCCACGGCCACUCCUUCUGUUUUUUAGACUCGAUGCUUUUGGUACUCUUUCAUCCCCCCACGUCUUUCUCGCCUUUUGUUUUGGGUUUAUUUUCCUACCUUUGUUUAUUAUUCUUUGUUUUCUCGGGGAAUUGGGUUUGGAGCCCAUAGUCGUGAAAGAGCAGUUUUUAACAAUAUAUCACUGGAGACGGAGACACUGUAAAGGAUGCCCGCGGGACGGACACCCAGGGAGAGCAUGAGUGCCACCGAGGAUGAAGAUGACGACCAUGUCUUUGCAUUUGACAAGGAUGAAACAUUCCGACGAAAAGGACCAUGCAAUGACUCGGCUUGUGAGGACUUGAGUGGAAUAGACUCUGAUGCUUCUUCCAGUACGGUGCGGUGGCGACCGCCUGUCCCCAAUGGUCAAUCAAACCUAAACCCAGCCGUCCGCAAGAAGAGCACAACAAUUGCCGAAACCCCAAGCAGUAUACUACCCUCUUCGCCCUCUGAGGAAGACACCGCAUCAACUUUAGAACCGCGUCUCUCCUUUGCAGAACCUGCCGAUGUCUCCCAAGUCGUUGAUAUUCACAAUUUCACAGCAAUUACGUCUGCAGAUACGCCCAACUCUGUUUAUCGGCGGAAAGUAGGACUUUCUGACUUUGAUGUUGUCAGUGUUAUUGGAAAAGGGGCGUACGGAAAGGUGUUUUUGGUUCGCAAGAAAGGUGGCUUACAUGCCACGCAAGGCAAGAGCGAUCUCUACGCAAUGAAAGUAUUGCGAAAGGCUUCGAUUGUUCUCCACGGUAAAGAUGCGGAGCACACUCGGAAUGAGCGAAAUAUUUUGGAAGAAGUUCAGCACCCCUUCAUUGUCACACUUCACUACGCCUUCCAAACUGAAUUCAAGUUGUACCUGAUUUUGAGUUAUGCAUCGGGAGGCGAACUCUUCACGUACUUGGCCCAUGAAAAGAUGUUUGCCGAAGAUGUAGCGUGCUUUUACAUUGCGGAGCUCUUACUUGCCAUCGAGCAUCUCCACGAACUCGGUAUCAUCUACCGAGACCUCAAACCCGAAAAUGUUCUCCUCAACUCCACCGGCCACGUCCUGUUGACUGAUUUCGGGCUCUCUAAAGUUGCGUUGGAUGCGCGGACCGUAUGCGGCACCAUUGAGUUUAUGGCACCCGAAGUAUUGGACGAGCACCGACAGGAGGGAUACGACAAAGCCGUCGAUUAUUGGAGUCUGGGCGUGAUGUUGUAUGAUAUGUUGACGGGAUCUGUGCCAUGGAAGGGCAAUCGCAAGCAAAUCAUGGACGGAAUCUUAAAGAAGAAAGUAACCUGCCCGAAAUACAUGACUGCCCAUGCACGCGAUCUUUGCACGAAGCUCCUGCAAAAGAACCCUGGAAAGCGACUCGGAAGCGGUCCAAAAGGCCCUGCUCAGGCCAAAGAACACCUUUUCUUUCGCCGGAAUAAACUAGACUGGCAAAAAUUGGCUAAAUUGGAAGUUGCUCCGCCACUUGUGCCCAAAAUGUUGGAUCCAGAGGAUACCUCAAACUUCGAUGAGUGCUUUACCAAGAUGCCCGUAGCGGAUUCGCCUUCUGAAGCUGCGUUUGAUCAUUUUGCAGGAUUUAGUUAUGUGGCCGAGAGUGCUUAUCUCGGAUAGUUUGUUUUUGGUGGGCAUUCGUUUUUGUUCAGUUGUAAAGGACUGCGAAUACGCAGUGUACAUAAGGUCGUAAUCAUAAUAUAUUCUCGAAUGGAUCAAUUUGGGACUGAUUUUGAGGGGAA